Messenger RNA from Empidonax traillii (willow flycatcher), 383 nucleotides. RefSeq names its product FosB proto-oncogene, AP-1 transcription factor subunit (gene FOSB). Gene Ontology annotation, cellular component: nucleus. The record is from RefSeq and is a predicted model, not a curated record. The transcript has 2 exons. Gene Ontology annotation, biological process: regulation of transcription by RNA polymerase II. NCBI's taxonomy places the organism in Eukaryota, Metazoa, Chordata, Aves, Passeriformes, Tyrannidae. Gene Ontology annotation, molecular function: DNA-binding transcription factor activity, RNA polymerase II-specific; RNA polymerase II cis-regulatory region sequence-specific DNA binding. The annotation marks the transcript as partial.
AGGAGUGCAGUGCCCUGGGGGACAUGCCCGGCUCCUUCGUGCCCACGGUGACGGCCAUCACCACCAGCCAGGACCUGCAGUGGCUGGUGCAGCCCACCCUCAUCUCCUCGGUGGCCCCGGGGGCUCCGAUGGCGCAGCCCCCGCCCCCCCUCGACCCCUACGACCUGCCCGGACCCAGCUACUCCACCCCCGGCCUGGGCGCCUUCGCGGGACCCCCGGCCCCGACCCCCGCCCGGGCCCCCCGCGCCCGCCCCCGGCGCAGCCGCGACGAGACGCUGACGCCCGAGGAGGAGGAAAAGCGCCGCGUGCGCCGCGAGAGGAACAAGUUGGCGGCGGCCAAAUGUCGGAACCGGCGCCGGGAGCUGACGGACCGGCUGCAGGCG